Molecule: messenger RNA, 600 nt
Organism: Miscanthus lutarioriparius
Lineage: Eukaryota; Viridiplantae; Streptophyta; Magnoliopsida; Poales; Poaceae
Source: the annotation of a GenBank genome assembly
AUGUCCAGUGAAAUCGGAGACGAUGGCGAGCCACUGUUCCGGAAAGAGACGCCAUCACCGGCGGCUCUGCUGUUGGAAGUUGCUGCCGCUCGCAAGAGUAUAGAGGAGAAGAUGAACUACGGUGAUGUAGCGACAGGACUGCAGGACGCCAGGCCGCCUUCCAUGGCGGAGCAAACAGUUCAGCUAAUUGGUGUUCCUCAACACAGCAGGAAAGGGGAUCCAGAGAACAGUGAAGUCUCUGUUCCAUUAGAACGCCAAUUCGGACAAGGGAUUGGGCAUUGUACAAGCCUGCAAGAUUUAUUGAUAGGGUUCACCAACGGAACAUUAUGCAUAGUCAAUACUCAGCAAGAACAUGUAGUACAAGGGGUACCGUUAGCAGAGGGUAGUUGUUUUGAAAUGGAAAGAAAAGAUUACUACUCUAAUGCAGAAUGUGAAUUUGGAGCACUAGAGAUAUGCUUGGAAGAGGGUUAUGUAGAGAGUGAGCAGGACAAUGAGCAUGAAGAGUCAAGUGAUGGAGCUGAUUCUGCAGAUAGUGACACUGAUCAUGAUGAACCAAUUAAAGAUAAGAUUUAUCCAAAUGAGAGAUUUGGAGAGUGUUGA